Molecule: messenger RNA, 231 nt
Organism: Blepharisma stoltei
Lineage: Eukaryota; Ciliophora; Heterotrichea; Heterotrichida; Blepharismidae
Source: the annotation of a GenBank genome assembly
AUGCAAUUUAUGAUUACUAUAGCAGUAAGAAAUUGAUCUAAUGAGCUUGUAAUUCAGUGAAUCAAUUGUAGCUCUAAAUCUCAAACAACACGCUUGAGCAUCUUAUGCUGCUUAUAUUUUAGAAUUACGAUAAUCUGGCAUAUCAUAAUUUUAUGCAAUUAUUUAACUUGUUCUUUAUUGGAAAAUGAGAAGACUAGGAUAGUUACUACUUCAAGAAUCAAUAUUUAUUAG